GGGAACGAUGGACCACGUGUCCCCCGCCGGCGUGCCUGUUCCUCCUCUGAUUCACUAUUUCAUUCCGAAACGAGUCACGGCAGGGAGUGGGCCCGCAAGAUGGCGGCGCGGUGGGGAGCAGGCGAGGAUAUUCUAACAACGUGCAAUAUGGACUUUUCCACCAUAGAAACACUAGACCAGGUGGCUGGCCUGAGCCCUGGAAAAGCCCUGGAGGCUCUUCAGAGCUGCUCAGACCCCUCCAUUCUCUCCAUCUUCGAGGACAUGCCAGCAAUAGAGGCUAAAGCACUGGACGAGGAGAGCGAGGCCACACUGCUGUCGGCGCUGACAGAAUUCCUUGACGAUGUCGAUCAUAACAACUUGUCACCAUUUGAAACGCUGCUUGACUCAGACCUGUUGUCUCAUCAGAAGUGCAAGGAGCUCUCUCCGCCCAGGAGAAUGCUGUGCGUGUCUCUUUCAUCUCAAGAGAAAGACUCAGUAUGUAGUGUAAGACCAUCAGCUGGAAAGAGCUUAUCCAGGAUGCAGGCUUGUUCUGUUCAAAGGAGUGAUGGUGAGGAGGAGGAUGGCUCCCUCACUCUGAGCCCAAACGGGCAGGAUUCAUUUCCUGACCAGCUCGAAUGGGAACGUCUUACACUCCCGCUUCCCAUCACGUUUGAGCAGGACGGUGAAGAUGGCCUCUCAGUGAGCCUCGGGGACUUUGUUACACAUAGGCACCACAACUGUAUUGCCAUAUGUGUGGAGGAUGAGGAGGGGGAGCAGAUUUUGCCUGAAGGAGGUAUAAUACUUGAAGUUGUGGACCAGGGUGAAAAUGGAGAACCCAUCCUGGCCAUCCCAAACAUGGAUUUCCCUGUGUCUGUGGAACAGAUGUCCCCAGAAAAUGAGCAGAAAAGUUUACAUGAAGCAGCAGAAGAGGCCAAUGACAGUUCAGAGCAUAUAGUUGUUGAUGACGAUGAUUUAACCACAAAUAAGACGGCCGCAGUGACACCAGGCCCAUGUCCAGGUAUGAGAAACGAAAAUUCCACGGCGAGACAGGAAGAACAGAUCAAAACAAACCGCACCUCACGGAGAAAGAAAAAGAAGAAAUGCAAAGAAAAGGAGCAGCUGCCUCAGCCUGCAGAGGAAAGAGUCCUUAGGAGUGGUACCGUAAGAAAGAUGGCACAAGAAACACUGAAAAAGCCUGCAAAAGAAAAGAAACGGGCGGCCUCAAAGGUUCUUGUUACCUCAGCACCGAGCUCCUUCCCUUCGAAAGCGAAAGAAAUGAAGCCAUUCGAAACACAAAUGCAAAAAGAAGACAAAAUGAAUGCCCAUCAGCAUGAGUUGAAUGAAAAGGCCGAGCUGCUACGGUCUUCCAAACGGGAAGCACUUCCAUCUAGUGCCACCCCUGAGAAGGGUCAGCCUAUCGGUUCAGUCGCAGCCGAGAGGGCUGAGCGUCCCUGUCCGACUCCACAACCACCCGCAGCCCCUGUUGAGGCAGAGGUUUCAUCAGCAGCUCCCUCUGCCCCCCAGCCGUCUGUAACUCCAGAGAGCUCCGCAGCUAGUCCCAGCUCGGCGACCCCUGAGCCCCCAGCCCCUGUGAGCGUGGCCCCGCCGGCCCCAGAGCCCAAGCCAAAGUCGCUCAGUCUUGAGGAGUACCGCCGGCUUCGGCAGCAGAAACGGCCGGCCCUGGUGGGCAAGCCAGACGGCAACAGCACCAAGUGGCCCAGCCUCCCCGAGCCUCCCAAAGAGCUGCCCCCUAUUCCCUGCCUGCCCGACCCCAGCCCAAAAGACCCGAGGCGUGCCAACACCCAGGCGGCGAAGAAAGAGGUGGAGAUGGCCCGGCCUGCCUGGCAGCCUCGGGGGCCAGCCGCACCCCCCACCCCAGAGGCGCUGCUGGUGCCGCCAGCCUACAUGAUUUCAUCCUCCAGUAAAGUUCCCCCCGCCGCUCUCCCCAAACCACAACACACACCUGACCCUUCAAAACAGCCCCCCCCGGCCCCCGUCUCAGAGAAGAGCAGUGACGAGGCCCCGCGCCCACACACCGGCGCUCGGCCAGCAUCAGCCGCCGGGCCUCAGAACCCUGCACCCCCGGCCUCUUUACCACCGGCUACCCUGCUCGCACCUUCCGCAAAUGGGACUCGUUCGUCCGCUCUUGGAGUGAAUAACAGAGCCGAUGCACUUCCCCAGCCCCAGUUUGGAUCCAAAGAGUCGGUUCAGCUGGCUGGAAUCUCCCCUGGAACCAUGACGGAUAGGAUCAAAACCACUGCUGCUGCUGCCGUUUCACCCAGUGUGCCUGCGGUCGCCUCUUCUGCCCCAACAAACAAGCCCGUCGCAUCUGAAAACAGGUCCUCCAGACCACCUGUCGGUGGUACCAAGCCUCUUCCUCCUGCUGCUUCCUGUUCUAAAUCCCCAUGUCCAACGAAACCUGGUGUGCUUGAAACUAAAGAGAAACCCACUACAGCUGUGAAGCCCCAAAGAGGAAAGAGUGCCACACAGGAGUUGAUUGAAGCGUUCACAACUGAAAUAGGUAUCGAGGCUGCCGAUCUGACCAGCUUACUGGAGCAGUUCGAAGAGACCCAAGCCAAAGUGGAGCAAAAUGUGCCGGAGGUCUGUGGUAGAGCAGCAGCUGUAGGAAACUCGAGUACUGUGUUGGUUCCAGAGAAAUCUAUCGUGGAGCGUGUAAGAGCUAAUGACCUCUCGAGCACUGCAGCUCUUACUCCUCCAGCCACUCCUCCCCACCAGAUGUGGAAACCUCUAGCCCCCCUGUCUCUACUUGGAAAGAGCAAGGCUACUGAGGCCACCAAGUCGAACCCCUCGAAAGUUAUCCAGAUAGAAGCGAAACCCCUCCCCUCUGUCAGGUCCCGCAGUAAAACCGCCCCCACUGAUGCCGCUGUAAGUCCCCAUCUGGCAUCCAUGGAUCACGAUUAUUGCCUUCCCAACAAAUGCCCUUCCGAUGGCGAGCAAGGCAAACGCUGGAAUGUGAAACAACAAUCUUUCAUUACAAUUAAGCCCAUCAAGCAACAAGCUCCCACCACAAAACAAACGCCCCCAACCCUCUCGGCUUCAUCUCCCCAGUCGGCUAAUCCGGUGGUUUUAACCAGAACACAAGAUACUCCUCAAGUUGAGCUCUUGGAGAAGAGGAAGUGCGAUGGGCCUGCUGACAGCUCUGUUCUGGAGACUCCAGACACGUCUCCUGCCAGGCAGGAAACUGAAUGUGCUUUAAAAGUCAGGAGCCCGAGGAGAGGGCCCUCAGAGCGCUCCUAUCGCCAACAUGCUUCUCCACGCUCACCCAGCCCCAGGUUUAGUCCCCAAGAAAGAUCCAGGGGCCGAUACAGGAAAAGAUCUCACCACUCUCCAAGCUCCAUGUCCAGCUGCUCAGAAUCAUACUCUUCAAGGUCUAGAUCUCCAGCAAAGAAGAGGUUUCGACCCCGACACUCGGGUAGCAGUUCCAGGUCCUCAUCCCGCUCCUCUUCCCGGUCCUCUCGCUCCGUGUCCCGCUCUCCUCUGAGGAGGAGGAGGAGGUUUUCCUAUUCUUCCUCCCGUUCUGGCUCCUGGAGUCAGUCCAGAUCCCGGUCCCCGUCUCCUCAAAGACGAACCCAGCGGGAUAGGAGCAGACGAUUAUGCAGUCCCUCAUAUACACAUGGUUAUGGUCAUGGUGCAGAUGUGGAAGAGAUGAAGAGGCGUAAAGAGAAAGCCAUCGAGGAGCGUCGCAUUGUUUACGUUGGCCGAAUUCGAGGAACAAUGACCCAAAAAGAACUUCGGGAGCGUUUUUCUUUAUUUGGUGAAAUUGAAGAAUGUACCCUGCACUUUAGAGACCAUGGGGAUAACUAUGGGUUUGUGACUUACUACGACACCAAGGAUGCUUUCACAGCCAUUGAGAAUGGAAGCAAGCUGCGCAAACCUGAUGAACUACCAUUUGAUCUCUGUUUUGGUGGAAGGAGACAGUUCUGCCAGACCAGCUAUUCAGACUUAGAUUCGAGUAGAGAGUACGAACCAUUGCCCACAAAAAGCAAGUUUCAUGCACUAGACUUCGACACUUUACUGAAGCAGGCUCAGCAGGGUUUGAAGAGGUAACAGGAGGCCUGCAGCAGGAAGCAGCUGACAUUUACCUCAGAGCGACACGGGUGGUUUUGCACCUGCAACCCUUUGUUUUAGUUGUUGGAUUAUUUUUUGUUUGUUUGUUUACAAAAGCUAACAACUUCUAUUGAAGUGGAAAUUUAUAAUGAAACUGGUAAAAGCUUAAAAAAAUUGAGUAAAUGGAAAAGUUUUUUUUUGUAAGUUUAUUUAAACAUACAAUUGAAUUGAAAUUGUAUGGGAAGAAUUGUUUUAAAGGGGUAACAAAUGAAUGGAAUUAAACUCCCUGGUUAUUGGGAAUGAUAAUUGGAAAAUAUAUCUACAUGUGCUACAAAGCUUAAUAAAGCAAAACAGAAACAUUCUGUUUGUCAUCCAGACUGGCUCCCUGUCAUUUGUCUGUUUUUAAAUCGGAGGUUGUGGUGUCUGUUCAUUAAAUAAGUACAUUUGCAGCUAUUCAGUUUAAGAAUGUUUGAAAUUGUAUGAAAGCUAUU
Menidia menidia (Atlantic silverside) is the source of this 4538-nucleotide messenger RNA. The record is from the annotation of a GenBank genome assembly. NCBI's taxonomy places the organism in Eukaryota, Metazoa, Chordata, Actinopteri, Atheriniformes, Atherinopsidae.